CAGGGGCGUGGUCAACCGAGCGAGCCGAGUGGGAAACACAUUGGCGCGGCUCGCCGGUGUAUUGUCCCCUUUAACGGGGAGAGACGGUGACAAGCGUGAAAAACAACAAAAAAACAGUCGUGCGCGUGAAUUAGUCGCCACAGAGCGACGACGACGACGACGGGCGGAGUGAACCUCCGCGUGUCUUCCAGCUGCUCUCCGACCUCGCACCCUCCGCAUCGACCAGCAGCCGCGAGCAGACCGCACGAGAGGGAGGCUCGGCCCCGGGAGGGGAGGGGAGAGGAGGGGAGGGAUGCGCGCAGCCGGAGGGAGACCGACAGAACCUCCUCAUCUCGGAUGAAACCUCGCCGGUGCCAUCAUCCAUCCCUCCGCUGCGUCACCGAGUGGGCGCUGCAGGUAUCCAUCUGCACAGCUGCACGCCGGGAAGUCGAGCCAUGGCACGAAUGACCUGGAAGCCGAAGUGAAUGAACCCUCGGAUCACGAUGGAGCCGGAGGCUGCUUCAAACUGCAAGGCCCGCCACCAAGGACCGAAGUAUCCCUCUUUACCCAGCUCUCAGUGUGAACUGGCCAUGGGUGAUGGACACAUCAACCAUGUGGACUCAGCAGUGAGAGGUGGGUGUGACCCCAGUGCGUCCCCCUCAUCCAGCUACCAGAGCAACGUGCAUCAGAGAUUCGUCAGGAGGAGCCUGUGGUUUUCGGACACAGACGAGCAGGCGUUCGAGGCGCCUGAGUGCGACAACAGGAGCAAGGUCCUGAACAUUAACCUGCGAACAAUAGUGGACAGGACCCGGGGGACUAGUUGCGGCAUACAAGAGGGGUCCAGCACUGAGAGCCAAGGUAGGCAAAAAGACAACGGUGCCACAGAGAGCGCCAGCGAGGAGAAGGAGAAAGGUGGAGAUGCGCUAAGCGCUGCGUGCAGCGAUGGCGCCAAAUCCGCCAUCAAGGCAUCCAGCGAGGAGAAUGAGGAGGAGGCAGAGAUGAAGGCGGUCUCCACGUCUCCGGGAGGAAGGUUCCUCAAAUUUGACAUUGAACUGGGGAGAGGGUCCUUCAAGACUGUCUACAAGGGCCUGGAUACGGAGACCUGGGUGGAGGUCGCCUGGUGUGAGCUGCAGGAUCGAAAACUGUCAAAAGUGGAGCGUCAGCGCUUUAAGGAGGAAGCGGAGAUGUUGAAGGGUCUUCAGCAUCCCAACAUUGUCCGUUUCUAUGACUUCUGGGAGUCGCCCCUUAAAGGGAAGAAGUGCAUUGUCCUAGUCACAGAGCUCAUGACGUCAGGGACGCUAAAAACCUAUCUAAAGCGUUUCAAGGUCAUGAAGCCCAAGGUGCUGAGGAGCUGGUGCAGACAGAUCCUGAAAGGCCUCCACUUUCUCCACACCAGGACCCCACCCAUCAUCCACAGGGACCUCAAAUGUGAUAACAUCUUUAUUACUGGCCCUACAGGAUCUGUGAAGAUAGGGGAUUUAGGACUGGCAACCCUCAAGGCAGCUUCCUUUGCUAAGAGUGUCAUCGGCACUCCUGAGUUCAUGGCUCCAGAGAUGUAUGAGGAGCACUAUGAUGAGGCAGUGGACGUCUACGCCUUUGGCAUGUGUAUGCUAGAGAUGGCCACCUCAGAGUACCCCUACUCCGAGUGUCAGAACGCUGCUCAGAUUUACCGCAAAGUCACAAGUGGAGUGAAGCCAGGCAGCUACAACAAGGUCAUGGAUCCUGAAAUCAAGGAGAUAAUAGGAGAGUGUAUCUGCCAAAAGAAAGAGGAGCGGUACACCAUCAAGGACUUGUUGAACCAUGCUUUCUUUGCUGAGGACACAGGUGUGAGGGUCGAGCUAGCUGAGGAGGACGAUGGGAAAAAGGCCUCAAUAGCCCUCAAACUGUGGGUGGAGGACCACAAGAAGUUAAAGGGGAAGUACAAGGAGAGUGGAGCCAUCGAGUUCACGUUUGAUCUGGAGAAGGAGGUCCCUGAGGUUGUGGCACAAGAAAUGGUGGACUCUGGCUUCUUCCAGGAGAGUGAUACUAAGACUGUGGGAAAGUCCAUCAGGGACCGCGUGGCACUGAUCAAAUGGAGAAGAGAGAGAACCGUGUCCGCUGCAGUUGCAGUGGAUCAGGGUGAAGGAGGACACCGGGUCCAGAUGACACCGUCUCAAGGCGUCUCUGCUCUGGGUGCACACGUAGGACAACCCCUUUUGCUGGAACCAGAAGAGCCAGAGGCAGACCAGCACAGCAGGCUGCGUAACCUACCAGCCAGUGUCACCUCAGUCACAUCGGAUGGCACACUUGACAGUGGCAUGGGCUCCACUGUGUACUCGGACUCCCACAGCAGCCAGCAGAGUGUCCUCUACCAGUCCCUGCUGGAGCCUAUUACCAUGGCAACACAGCAGUGCCAGAGCAGUUGCCCUUUUCUGACAGAUCGGCCUCACUCCUGUGAAAAGGGUCAAAUAUGGGGGGCAGCACUGAGCCCAGACCUCAGGACUCGAUUGGGAGCUGCAGCCCGGAGAGGAAGUGCCCCUGUUAUUGACACACACAUGGCAAACUACAAUGCUCCACUCCAUGCCUUCAGUCAGUCCUGGAGAUCGAUGAGUCCCACCCCGACAGUACCAGAGAACCUUUCAGAAACUGGGGACGGGUUCCCCUCGCAGAGGAUUCUGCCACUGCUGCAGGUCUCCCCUGUCUCUUCACUCUCUGAGUGCCGUCGCCUUAGUGACACCAGCAUCGGACUGGCAUCGGAGGCCAGUGAGAACUUAACACUGCCUGUGCCGAGUGGACGCAGACACUCUGACCUCAGCAGUCUACUGAGUUCUCAUCAUAACUACCAUUUUGCAAUGCAUAAAACCCACAUGUGUCAGGCCUGCCUUUAUUUGCUUCUCUUGAGGUCACGCGAAGGGAGCCACCACCAUCCUUCUGUUGUCAUGCCAGCACAACACUGUCCCUGUGACUUUAGACACCACCCGUCCUCUGGUGGAACAACGACCACCCCUGGUUACGGUCGGCAGAAAGGUUCCAGUGACUGCUCUGAUUUCUCACUGCUGCAGAAGUCCCUUUUCAAUAUAACCGGCCGCAAAGCAUCCCCUUGUCACACCCCACCCAGCCAUGCCUCAUUGCUGCACCCCUCAGCUGCCCAUAGGUCUGCCCGCAGUGAUGGAGACAGCAGCCAGAAGAUUCAUCUCCUGAGUGGCAGUUCUGUUGUGGAUCAAGAAUCCUUCCUGGACAGCAAAGAUAGAUUCAAUGCCAGAGAGCAGCAAGAGACUGGGGCUGUGGGAGUGACCAGUUCUGCCGGGCACCAGAAUCAACAUUCUGUCCAGGGCCUGCCUUCAUCCAGCACACCGAUGAAUACACCACUGCAGUACCUCCAGCCUGGACAGAGUUACCCUACUGCUCCAUAUGCUGGUCCACCAAGUGCUGCAGCACCAGCUCCAGCUAGUCAAUGUUUAGUCAACAUCCAGCAUGCAUGCAGUGCUGCUAGUUAUGCACCUCCAAUUGUGCAACAGACCCAAGCUUCAGCUGUGCCACAGCAUUUUGCACAGAGCCACCAAGCACCAGGCUAUCAACAGCAGCAGGCAGCAGCGGCAAGCUCUUUAACUUUUCCUCUGCUAGUCCAGCAGACGUGUCAGAACUGUGUGGCUCCCACGCAACAACAGGGUCAGUCUGCAUCAGGAUUUCCUGCUCCAGCAGCAGCCAGCCUGCCAGCACAGCAGCCUCUUGCAUCUGUAGGCGCAGCUAUGGCAGCCACAGCCCAGUGUCAACCUGCACAAGCUCCCAGCACACUGCAGCACGUCCAAGCUGCAGUCAACCUGCCAAGUCAGCAGCCUGGUCAGAGCUCCUUCACACCAGCACUUUACAGCCAACAGACACCGGUUCAGCAAGAGCACCAACAGCCCUUACAGCAAAAUACUCAAUCCAGUGUACAACAAACACACAAUGCUGGACAGGCUUACAUUCAACCUCAACUCCAGCAUAACCAAGAUACUGUGCAUCCCAUAAAUCAACAAAUGGCACAACAGCUUACCCAUCAAUCUCAAAGUCUCCACGUGUCUGCUCAGCAACAAUUGCACACCCCAACUCUUCAGCAGCACGGCCAGAAGGCCAUGCAAACCGUGGUUCCACAGCAGAGCCAGGAUCUAUCCCAGUCUACAGUCCAACAGGUUCAGACUCCAGCUCCUCAGCCUCCUUCCACAGCGACCCCAGUUGUGCAGGUUGCAGCCACACAUCAGUGUUAUCCUGCUGCAGGUUUACCUGAUGCUGCCUUGCAUAGCUAUGCACACUCUGCCCUCAAUACCCUCCAGCAACAGACUGCCCCAGCUCAGAGCCAGUACCAGUCCACUGCUGCUCGACAGACCUAUGGGGGUGCUUCCCAGGUAGUGACUCCCCAGAGCCUCGCUGCCUCUUCCCAGCAUUGCCAGGCUGCACAUAUUUCUCAACAGUUCCCACCCUAUCUUUGCCUCGCUGCUUUCCUGAAUCAGAAUAUUCCUGUUGGUCAGAGUAUGUCACAGCUUGGACAAGAUGGACAUCUCAGCCAAACCCAGGCACUUCCUCCUCAAAAGCCAAUGGCUCAGGCUACUGUCCAUCAACAACUCCAACCUCUGCAGAUAUCAACCUCUCUACCGCCAACACACCCACCCAAGUUUCCUUCACAGUAUCCCACAGUCCAGGUGAUGACAGCUGUGACUGACUGUGAAUCCUCCUAUCCUCACCCCUGCACUGCCCCUCACCCGUCAACCUCGUCUUCUCUUAAUCACAUCUUCCUUUCUCCUGCACAGACCCUUACCCCGACCCCCUCUGUCUCUCCUCUCUCCCCUUUGCACAUUGAAAAUGCUUUAGUUUCACCCAUCCCAGUUUCCCUCAUGCCGCCCACCUCACACAUGCUGGGUAAGAUGGAGCCCCCAUCUCCACAGCACCAGCCCAACACGGCUCUGAAGCAGAGUAUUAGAUGUGAAGCUUCUCAUUCCCAACCGGCACUUAUAUCGGCACUUACUACCCAUCCCAUACACACACACAUUUCUCCGUCCCAAAACACACACCCUCCCACAAAUGGCAGCACUCAGCCUCUGAUACAGCAGGUUCCCCAGCAGGCCCCAGUCAGCCAUCCUGAGCCAGUUCAGCCUGCACCUUUUUCCUCACCUCUGCAGGAUGGGGCUAAUCCAGGCGCAGCCACCACUGUUGCCAAUCUGGACAACAGCAACCCAUGCCAGCUGGCCCUGCAGGCCCAGACUCAGGCCCAGAGUCAGGUUCAGAGCCAAAUUUCUGUGCUGCAGCCCUCCGACUCCUUGAGAGCAUCACCCGGGUCUGCCAGUUCCAGUCUGACUCAGCAGAAACAUCCCAGUACUCUAAUGGGAGCUGCAGAGACCAACACAGAGGAUCAAGCCACAGAGAAACACACUGGAGGACAGAGCUAUGACAGUGUCAACUCUGAUGCUACGUCAGGGAAGGAGAUGAGCGAUGGUUAUGAGGGGACACACGGAGGUAAAGGUGAAGGGAAAGUCCGCAAACACCAUCGCAGGUCCACGCGCACUCGCUCUCGUCAAGAGAAGACUAGCAGGCCAAAGCUCAGCAUGCUCAACGUGUGUAACACCGGGGAUAAAAUGGUAGAGUGUCAGUUGGAAACUCAUAACCACAAGAUGGUCACUUUCAAGUUUGACCUGGAUGGAGAUGCACCGGAGGAGAUUGCCACGUACAUGGUGGAGAAUGAUUUCAUUUUACCUUUGGAGAAAGAGAUUUUCAUUGAGCAGCUGAAGGACAUUGUGGACAAAGCUGAGGACAUGCUGAGUGAGGACACUGAGGGUGAGAGGAACUCUGAUCAGGGAGGCAGUCCCAAACAGAGUGAGGGAGCUGACAUGCUGGGAACAGAGGCAUCAGCACCCAGCACACCACAGCUGGUGUAUCAACAAAAUGUCCUCCAUACUGGCAAGCGCUGGUUUAUCAUCUGCCCUGUAGCUGAAACGCCUGUGCCAGACAAAGAGAAGACCACAUCUGGCAUCACUGCUGCCCAGGAAUCUGAAAACUCUGCUUCACCGUCAGUCAGGCCCAACUGCAACACAGCUGCAGUGACUACCCCGGUCGCAUCUUUAUCUUCUCAAAACCCAUCCUGCUCCUCCUCCUCCUCUCUGCCGACUGCUGCUCAGACCUCAGUGCAACCUCCAGACCAAAACAUUGGCAAAGCGCGGGUCCAGCAGACUCAGCCCUGUGUAACUAAACCUGCACUUGCUGCUGCUGCUGCUGCAGGUGUCAGACACCAAAACCCCCUUCCUGUGGAAGAACCUUGCAUCUCUGUGGUCUCUAUGGUGACGGACAUACCAUGCUGUGCUAUUGUGCCACCUGUCUCUCUGGAUGUGAAUGCCCUUGAUAAAGGAGCAGCUAGUGGUUUGGCCUUGUCUCAGCCCAAUGAGAAGGCCAGUCCUACUGGAGAACUCCCUCCUCAGCUGGCCUCCCAUCAGUCUGUGGUCCUGCAGCAACCCUAUGCCACACCGAUUCAGCCUGGGACAGUGACCUCCCAGCCCCAGAGUCCCGCACAUCAGAACUCCCAGUCAUCAAGCAACCAGCAGCCAGCGAGUGGGGGGCCAGGAGAGUCAGACAGUGAGGGACCACGUAGGGUUGAGUUUGUUGACCGCACCAUCAAGACUUUGGAUGAGAAACUGAGAAACCUGUUGUACCAGGAACAUGCUCCCACCCAACCUUCAAGCACGGCAACUGACCCGCUGGCCCCAAGCACAGAGGGAGUCAGCUCCUCUCCAGUCGCAGACGGCCAGAGCACCGAGGGAGCACUUACAAAGAAGAAAGGGGACCCACUGCCUCAGAUUCCAGAGCGCACAGAUAGUGUGGGUGCACUAAGUGACUCUGCAGUGGCAGCUGCUAACAGUGUUUUGAAAGAAAGAGACGUAACUGCCAGUUCGUCUUCAUACAGCUCCAAAAGCCGUUUUCAAAUCGUCCCUGCUUCACCGGAUGUCAUUUGUCAUUUAGAGAAAAGUAAGAUGAUCCACAGUUCCCCGGCACCCUCUAGUGGUUCUGGAGGGUCUCACAGUCAGACCCAGGUCCCAGGCAGGAAAGAGGGGGUUGUCUGGGGCUGUGUGGCUGUGGGCCAGUCCUCUGUGACAGCUACAGCUGAAGAGGACAAUGCAGGAACAUCCAAAAGCCACGGUACUCACCGCUACUCUGCCCCACCAAACUUCUACAAAGCCACCCCCAAAUCCAGCCCCGAUGUCACCCCUUGCCAUAUCCCCCGGGCACAGACCAUUGACACUCCGACCCAUAACCACCAGCAGCACUCAUCUCACCUCUACUCUGACUCAGCAGAUGAGGACAGCAGCAGCAUUGGUCUCCCUCCGGUUCACCCUGCUCCCCCAGCUCAUGCCCUGUCUGAGCACAGUGGUAGUGACCUCAUGAAGAGGGCAGUGGCCUUCCUGCGGCGCACUGGUCGGAGCAAAAGUGAGCAGAGCUCGGAUUCACCAAUCCGACAGCCCGUGGCAAUGAAUGGUCACGCUCCCUCGCCUUCUGCAGGACAUGCCCACUCAUCCUACAUCAGUAGUGACAAUGACUCCGAGUUUGAGGAUGCAGAUAUGAAGAAGGAACUACAAAAACUCAGAGAAAAACACAUGAAGGAGAUCUCUGAGCUGCAGGCAUUCCAGAGGAGUGAGAUUGAGCAUCUGUACAAGGAGCUGGGCAAAACUCUGCCUCCCAACGUCGGGUUACUUCAUGCAGCACCCCCAAAUGGCCGCAGGCGUCGGGCCAGCAAACACAAGCUAAAGGCUGGAAAACUGCUCAACCCGAUGGUGCAGCAGCUCAAAAACAAUCUUAACACCGCCACUGAGAGUAAAGGUGAGAGUGCUGCCAGUUCAUCCAGCUCCCCGGCUAAAAGUUCAGUUCUGUCUGAUGGCUCUGCCCACUCCAGUGGUAGCUCUAGCUCCAGCUCCAGAAAUCAGCCCCACACUGCCCCAGAGCAAGUUCACACUCAGCAGCCCUGUUCCCUGAAGGGCUCUAUCUCCUCAGACAACAUCUACGCCGGGCUACAUGGUGAUGGAAUGGCCACCCAAGCAGGCCCUGGCCAAGGCUGGACGGUUUACCACCAAACGUCAGAGAGAGUCACCUAUAAAUCUAGUAGCAAACCACGCACUAGAUUCCUCAGUGGACCUGUGUCUCUGUCCAUCUGGUCCACUCUGAAACGACUAUGUCUAGGCAAAGAGCGCAGUAGUAGGUCUUCUUGCAGCGCCACCGCGGCUCAGGCAGCCUCCGGUCAGACACAGCCAUCACACACCACAGCCACACCCUCACCGUCGGCUCAGCCUAUCACACGGCUCGCUCAGGUCCAGACCAACAACAGCAACAACAAGAGAGGCACGUUCACGGACGAUCUUCACAAACUGGUCGAUGACUGGACGAAGGAGACUGUGGCAGCAGCCAAUCAACCACGACCCUCCCUGAACCAAAUCAAACAACAGAGACGCCAACGGGACCUGGAAUGCAAAGCUCCUCCGCCCAUGGGAGCAGCUGCACAUGAGAUGAAAUGCCAUGUUGGCACCAGCAAGUUCCAGUUGCCUCUUUCCUGCCCCCUGACUGCUGCUUUGGGACCUGCUCUGCCCACAGGCCUAACUCCCAACUCCUCAGCAAUGCUCCCUCCUGGGUACCUCCUGCCCCCAGGCCCUCUUUACUCUCAGCAGUGGCCUGGUGUGCCUAGUCCUGUAGGGUCAGUGGGUCCUGUGGGCCAGCUCGGUGCUGCAAGAAUGAUGCCCUAUACCACAAUGGCAAACCCAGGGAUCCAAAACUACCCUCAUAUCAUGCACAACCCCGAAAACGGCCCCUGUCCGAAAACCACUAGGACUACCUAAUCUGCUAACUACAAUUCGGCGUGUAUGGACGAGUCAGACCCCACUCUGUUCAGGUUCACCAGAGCCGCAACUGUACAUAAUCUGAAAUUGUAAAUAAUAUGACAGUGUUGAUAGUCUUUAUACAACAUAUAUAAUCAAUCUGCCACAACAUUAAAACCACCUGCCUUGUAUUGUGUAUGUCCCCCAUUGUUUCAACAAAAGAAGCUCAGCUCAAUCGAGACAUGGACUCCAUACGACCUCUGAGCGUGUGCAGUAUCGAGCACCAAGAUCUUGGCAUUAGAUCCUUUCACUCCCUUAUGGUGCGAAGUGAGGUGUCCUUGGAUGUUUUUCCAGUUUUCCCACAGAUGUUAGAGGCCAGUCAACGCUUUGAACCCUGUCAUGUUCCUGGAGCCUUUCUUGAUUCAUUUUUUUUGCAGUGUAGCAGGGCACAGUUUCCUUGCUGAAAGAAGCUAGUGACAUCAGGGAGUACCGCCAUGAAGGGGCGUACUUGGUCUGCAGCAAUGUUAAGGCAGGUGGUACAUGUCAGAGUAACAUCCACAAGAAAUUACAGGACCCAACAUUGCCCUGAGCAUCACACUGCCUUCACCGGCUUGCCUUGCCCUUAAAGAUGCACACGCACCUCGCGUAAAAAGGAAACAUCAUUUGUCAGCCCUUCUUUCUUUGCAUUUGGUCCAGUUCAGACUCCCUUUUGGCAGGUGGAUGGGGUUCACCGCGAGCACUCGGACUGGUCUGUGGCUCAAGGCUUCACCUGUCACUGGUUUUAAUGCUGUGGCUCAUUGGUGUAUAUAUGUAGUUAAAAUGUGCGUGCUAGCGCGUGCGCAUGUGUACAUAUGUGUGUAUACUACACAGUACUUGUUAAGAAUGUCUGAAUCCCUAAUGCUUUUUGGCUCUGUACUUUACUGAACUAAGCCAUACAACACAUUUUGUCUGCAGUCAAGCAAAAAUAUUUCACGAUUUUCUUUACUGCUGCAGUUUUCACAUUGAUUUUGUUAUGUACAAUUUUUAAACACUACAUUGGAAUCCAAAUACCAGUGGUGUGAAAAGCCGUAACAGGACAGUAUUAAUGAUGAAAAUAUUUGAAGGAAUGUGUAGUGCCUUGAACAUUGAUUUUUUUAUUUUAUUUUCUUCUUUGUAAACAAAGCAUGUCGGCGUCCAAGUUAUUUUAAUUGAUGGUAGCUUGAGUGCAGUCUCUUUUUUUUUUUUAUGCAUUACAGACACUUUUGUUUUUGGUUUACAUACUAAUGCCCUUGUAGUACUGCACUAUUAACAAAGCAUAUGCUCUUAUUUAAGUAAUAAAAUCAUAUUUUAACCUUUGUUUACUUUCCACCCCUGUGACAGAUGGAAUGCCAUAGUGGUGAGACGUACCGUUGCCUUGUAGAUACAAAUGGUUAAUGUGCGACUGAUGAGAGGAGGAAAAAAUAAUUACGCCAGAAGCCAAAAUCCACUCUUUCAGGUCGAAUGGUUCAGUUGGACACUGCCUGUUUUUUGCAAAGACAGCACAGGGGUUGGUAGUGUAGUAGCCUUGUGCUCGAAGGAAAGGCAGUGUCCAGAGCCAUUUCUAUACUAGACAUAGUUCUUUCUACAGUAUAUGCCUCUGGUAGUGUUCUGAUCAGAAUGUAGCAAUUAAUGUGAUGGCUUGAGGCUUAAAAGUGCAAUUUAACCCCUCCACAAAGCUUUGAUCGUGGCCUUGCCACAAGCCUUAUCUCCAAUGUGUGCGACAGGAGCAAGCUGAACAGUGGAACCAAGUGACAAAUCACCCAGCAACAGACAGAAGUUACCAGGUAAAAAUAUAAAUAUCACAAAUCACCCAACAAACUCUUGAAUUCACUCCUGCUAAAUGUUCUUUCAACUCGGCUGUCCUACUACUCAGCAUAAACUGUAUGUCAAAUGUUCAGUGCAAUCACCAGUCAAGUCUGAUGUUUUUAACUUAUUUGAUGUUUAAAGGUUAUUCUUUUUCUUUUGAUGGCUGCUAUCAUCCAAGGUGAUUCCUCUGUACUGUUAAGCAUUUGAUUCACACAAGAGGGUACUUAAAAAAUGAGACUACUCAAAUUAAAUUAACUAAUGAGAUGCUCACACAGCAGUGUUAUUGCCUUGUUGAAUUUUUGACAAUGUGUUGAUUUCCCAGGUUGCUUUGGAUAACAGCCUGUUUUUUUUUUCUUGUCAGUAAUCUAUUGCAAAAUUCAAAUGAUACUUGAUGUGGGAGAUUUGCACAACUAAUAAUCUCUUAAUUCUAACCUAUGUUAAAGUGUUUCCUAUACUGUAUAUAGUUGGUUUCAACACCUCUCCUUUUCUUUUUUUUUUAUCACUGACAAGCAUGGCCAACUUUACAUGUUCCACAAAGCAAAGAUAAACAAUACAGCUACUACGGUUCUGAAAAUUUCACAUCUCCACAACACAAUUGAAAGGUUUCAGCACCCCAAUCCUUCCAAGCUGUGAACUGUACAGUUUUCUUGUAGUUUAUAUUUGUACAUUUUGUUUGUUUAACUGUUUCAGGGGUGGUGGUGGUGGUAGUGGUGAUGUUGGAGGGGUUGCUUUGAUGUAUAUUAUUCCAUCAAUUCGGUUUGAAUUGGACUUUUAUAGGAUAUUAUGCAGAGUCUUCUGCUUUGGUGAAAUACUUCCAGUAGUAAGAGAUUUCUGUUCUCUGUCACUUGUAUUUGAUAUAUUUUGUUCCACCUCCAUCGCUGCCACGUCAUCGUUAGCAGUGGAGGGAAUAUCUAUUGUUGCCAUAUUCAUUUGGGUGCAGGAAUGGAACUGAGAGCUGAAGUGCACCGUCCUGACACUUCCCACUCUGCUCAUCUCACAUCUCUCUCUGCACAGCAUUGCCCCCUGGUGAAUAUGCUCUGAUUGUCAAAGGCUUGUAUUUAAACAGUGUGGGAUUGCUUCUGCCUGCUGUAUGACCCACUGCAUUACCCCCACCCUACCCUGCUGCACUCUAAUCACAGACUGUAUGUUGAGAGAGAAAUAAAUAUUAUUUUGUGCUUGA
This is a messenger RNA of Scophthalmus maximus (turbot), 11787 nucleotides long. Its product is annotated as serine/threonine-protein kinase WNK2. Bases 465 to 8804 code for a protein of 2779 amino acids. Gene Ontology annotation, cellular component: cytoplasm; cytosol. Gene Ontology annotation, molecular function: protein serine/threonine kinase activity; ATP binding; chloride channel inhibitor activity. The record is from RefSeq and is a predicted model, not a curated record. Gene Ontology annotation, biological process: positive regulation of sodium ion transmembrane transporter activity; monoatomic ion homeostasis; intracellular signal transduction. The transcript has 31 exons. NCBI's taxonomy places the organism in Eukaryota, Metazoa, Chordata, Actinopteri, Pleuronectiformes, Scophthalmidae.